Molecule: messenger RNA, 3599 nt
Organism: Menidia menidia (Atlantic silverside)
Lineage: Eukaryota; Metazoa; Chordata; Actinopteri; Atheriniformes; Atherinopsidae
Source: the annotation of a GenBank genome assembly
UUGUCACAUGUGCGACACGCUAAAUCUCAGGAUGUCAUUGAUCUCCAGAUGCAGGCCUCCGCCCACCUGGCCCCCCCGCACAGGCCGCCUUUCAACCAGAUCAGAUGGAAAAGGCUCUCCUUUUCCUUUCAUGUACCAUCGUCUCUGUGGGUACGCCUCCGUUUUGGUGGUCGACCCUUUUGGCUGCGCGCUGCGUGGAUUUACCCGGACCCGGAGCUGGAGCAGCAGAUCCUGGCGCUGCCCAUCCGCUGCAUCCACAGCGAGGAGGGCUGCCGCUGGACCGGCCAGAUGAAGCAGCUGCAGGGCCACUUCUCCACCUGCGCCUUCAACGUGAUCCCGUGUCCCAACCGCUGCUCGGUCAAGCUGACGCGCCGCGACCUGCCUGACCACCUGCAGCACGACUGCCCCAAGCGGAAGGUCAAAUGCGAGUUUUGUGGCAGCGAGUUCACCGGCGAAGCCUACGAGAACCACCAGGGCGUGUGUCCCCAGGAGAGCAUUUACUGUGAGAACAAGUGUGGGGCGAGGAUGAUGCGUCGCCUCCUGUCCCAACACAGCAUGGCCGAGUGUCCCAAACGCACACAGCCCUGCAAGUACUGCGGCAAAGAGUUCGUCUUCGACACAAUCCAGAACCACCAGUACCACUGCCCCCGCUUUCCUGUCCAGUGCCCAAACCAGUGCGGCACCCCCAACAUUGCCCGUGAGGACCUGGCUAACCAUGUGAAGGACAACUGUGGCAGCGCGCUCAUCCUCUGCCCCUUCAAAGACGCGGGCUGCAAACACAGAUGCCCCAAAUUGGCUCUUGGCCGUCACCUAGAAGACACCACCAAGUCCCACCUGACCAUGAUGUGCAGCCUGGUGGGGCGCCAGCGGCAGGAGAUCCUGGAGCUGCGGCGGGAGAUGGAGGAGCUGUCCGUCAGCCACGACGGCGUUCUCAUCUGGAAACUCAACGACUACUCGCGGAAACUCCAGGAGGCCAAACUCCGGAGCAACCACGAGUUCUUCAGCCCUCCCUUCUACACCCACCGCUACGGCUACAAGCUGCAGGUGUCGGCCUUCCUGAACGGCAACGGCAGCGGCGAGGGCUCCCACCUGUCCGUCUACAUCCGCGUGCUGCCCGGGGAGUACGACAACCUGCUGGAGUGGCCCUUCUCCUACAAGGUGACGUUCUCCAUCCUGGACCAGAGCGACCCGUCGCUUUCCAAACCCCAGCACAUCACAGAGACCUUCAACCCCGACCCCAACUGGAAGAACUUCCAGAAGCCCAGCAGCAGCCGCAACUCGCUGGACGAGAGCACCCUGGGCUUCGGCUACCCCAAGUUCAUCUCGCACGAAGAGAUCAAGAAGAGGAACUACAUCCGAGACAACUGCAUCUUCAUCAAAGCCUCCAUAGAGAUUCCCCAGAAGAUCAUGGCUUAAGAGUCCACGUUUGCUCUCCUCGUGAAGGAGAAUGAAGACUGGAACAGAUAUCCAACCGUUGAACUUCUACACAUUAACCCUUUAGGUACUUUAUGCCCUUCCAGCCUCUCCACCACAGAGCUUGAAAUGAGUCUGUUUGGCUGAACGAGCCGACUUGGAGAACGUUGAUGCAUCGAAGAGAAGAAAGUGUUUGGUCCAUUGAACCAUCACUCUCUGGUGUUUUUUUUAUUUUUUAUUAUUAUUCUUCUCUGUACGUUUUCGAACCUUUUUUCAGUCUACAACAAAAAGCCUUGGAAAUCAAACAGUGCCUAGAGAGUUUAUCUUAAGUUUGACUUUUUUAAAUUAUUAUUAUCUCCACAGCAAAGACAUUGAAGAUUAUGGAGACAAUGUUAAAUAUAGGGUAGAUGCUUCACUGCAUUUAGAGUAGAAAGAGAGAUGCCCGGUCUGAGUGAUCAAAAGUGGAGAGAGCUCAACAGACUCAAGCUCAGACCCAACUGCCUUUUGUUUACAUGCUCAAACACUAUAUCGAUCCUUUAACAAACACACAGUCCCUGCUUUGAACUUCCCAUGAGAUUUAUCUAAAUCCAAAUAAAAUCAAUGUUUUAUGGCGAGCCUUGCGGCUUAGAUCAUGUUUCAAUGCAACAGGCUAAUUUUGAUAGAUACGACUUUGUGCUUUGUGCCAUUUCUGCUUAGCUUAGUAUUGAUUAAGUACUGGAAAUUAAUUGAAACCGUCGGGCCCCAUUCAUGAACAAAUCUACCAACCAGCAGCUGUAGAGCUCCCUUUUUAAUCGAUACACAAAACCUUUUUACAAAGCCAAUGUUCUAUUUGCCCUAGUUUUCUCUCCUUUUGCUAAGGUAAGCCAAACAGUCAAUGAACAUCCUGUUUCGCAGUUAAAGAAAACAUGUUAAAAAGCACUCAGAAACCAGACAAAAAAGCAACCCGUGGCUGCUUUUUAAAACCAUAGUACUUGCCAGCAAUUAAGUUACAAAUCUGUGUCUCCUUCCCAUCGCUGGAAGUGUGUGUGGCUCGUGUUUGUAAGUUAGUUGGACCCUCUGGAGCGCUUCGAUGCACCAAUCACACACUUGACCCUGAGAGGCUGCACAUUCACAGUGGAGUCCUACAAUAAGAAAAGAUAUAAGCACCUUUUGUCUGUCUCUGAACGAGCAGGGUAGACAAAUAGGCCAGUUGAUGGAGUACAGUGCAUUUAAUAGUGAAGGAAAAGCCAUGUGGCCUUUUUAUAAAGUACGUCUUCGCAUGAGGGUUUAUGGGUGAGCAGGGCAACAAAACACAUGCAUGCUUCAUGUGCUAACACCUGGAUCACACGUUUAUACUGUAACCUGUAUUCUUGAAAUCCUCUCCUGUUUAUGACUAUUUUGUCUCUAAUUGUUUUUUUUGGACCAUUUGAAAGUUGAAAAAAACUGUUUUAAAAAAAAGGCAAAAAAGAAAAAAAUUGAAAAAAAGGAAUAGUUUUUAAGUUGUUGUUUUUUUUUUUACAUAUACAAGAAAAUGUGAACACUCCUGGUAUGAUAACCUGUAAAGACAAUGAACUUAUUGUGGAUGCUGUUUGGAGGGUGACAUGAUCUCUGCACAUAUGUGGGUGUCUCGGGACUGACGGCACCUUUGUUGUUACCAUGGUCACCGGUAACUAUCUUCAGCUCGACACACAAUGUGAGGAUGAUGAGCGGCCCUGUUCUCCGCAGCCGUCUUCAUCACAUCACUGUCAGGAGUGAGGGGCACUCUGACCACACGUUUACUCCUGAUGGACGUGAACGCUGAAGUAAAAAUGCAGAAGCACAUUCUGUCUCUUUAUGACCACGUGGGAAAAUUCAUGAUUUCUUGUCAUAAUACCAGCUGAUAUUUUACAGUGAUUUAAAGAAGCAAACAAAUCAAAGUUUUUGUAAGAUUCUGUAUUUUUAAAGAUACCUAGCUGUUUUAUACAAACUUUUUUUUUUCGGUUGGAGAGUCGGGGUAAACUUUGGGAAUUUUAAGACCCUUUUGUCUCUUGGACAUUUGGAUAAUUUGUCUGUCUGUGUGAUUUGAGCCUCACGUAUUCUGUCUGUAUUAUUUCCUCUUAAAAGUAUUUAUUUUAAGGACCUGUCAUGUGAGUUUGCUCUGAUGGUGCAAACUUUUUCAUAUGUUGAUUGAUGAGUACUUGUCAAUUUCUUAUCUGAAAUAAAAUACC